Messenger RNA from Chanos chanos (milkfish), 1158 nucleotides. Its product is annotated as mRNA decay activator protein ZFP36L1. Gene Ontology annotation, molecular function: metal ion binding; mRNA binding. The record is from RefSeq and is a predicted model, not a curated record. The coding region runs from base 1 to 1158 and encodes 385 amino acids. The transcript is spliced from 2 exons. Lineage: Eukaryota; Metazoa; Chordata; Actinopteri; Gonorynchiformes; Chanidae.
AUGCCAUCAAACUUCCUGACGCCUUUCUUCGAGUUGGACGAUGAAUUUUGCAAGAAUUUUCGUAGUUUGGAUAUGACGGAAUGCGCUCCCAUCGCCACCCAGAAGCAGCGCGUGAUGGGAUUCCAGCGCAGACAUUCCUUCUGCCCAGUCACCCUGCCCAACUCAAAGUUUAACAGUGGCAGCACAGAGCCUGCGGGCGAGACUCCUUGCUGGCCUCUGAAUGGUGGCAAUCAGCAAUGGAACCGCGAGCAGCAGCAACAGUUGCCUCGGUCCUCCUUAAACCACAUUCCCUUUCGAGUUGAUCGAUCAGUCAGCAUGAUAGAGGGACAUGUGAACAGCCUUGGAGCUACUGAGGCGAACACUCCCCCGAUGCUUCCCCCGCCAGGGUUGAGCAUCAGCAACACCUCGCUGUCAUCAAAAUCCUUGACGUCUACCCCGCCAGUUUCCACACGAUACAAAACAGAACUUUGCCGCACUUAUGAAGAGAGUGGCACUUGUAAAUACGGAGCAAAGUGUCAGUUUGCUCAUGGCGUAGACGAGUUGCGAGGGCUCAGCAGGCACCCGAAGUACAAGACCGAACCGUGUCGCACGUUCCACACCAUCGGCUUCUGUCCAUAUGGCGCGCGCUGUCAUUUCAUCCACAACGCAGACGAACAGCAUGUGACCUCUGACAGCGCGAGACAGAAAAUGAGAGAACGCCCCCAGUUACUGCGUCAAAGUGUUAGUUUUGCCGGCUUCUCUUCCCAAGCCCUGUCUGGCUUCCACGGUGUUCAGGAGCCCAUGGCGUUCUCCAGAGCCUCCUCAGUAUCCCCACCUCCUUCUACAGGUAGCCCCGACCUUUUGUCCCCAUUAUUUCCCGAGCCUGGUGCACUGAAGCACAGCUAUCCGUUUUCGGUUGACCUUGGUAACGAACAGCCAUGUUUCUAUCCAAUUAAUGACUCUAAAAACGGCUGUGCGAAAAACAUUGUAGCCCAGAACUGUCAUCACAACUCUUUCACGUUCACCGGCCUCUCAGCCCUUCAGCGUAGCUUGUCGGCGGAUUCGCUCUCUGAUCAAGAGGGAUACACCAGCUCUAGCAGCUUAAGCGGAUGCGAUUCCCCCAGCCUUGAGGGCAGACGCCUGCCCAUAUUUAGCCGCCUGUCUGUCUCAGACGAUUAG